AUGGCACCAGGUAUUAGAUUAAAAUAUGCUCUUUUAAACACCAGCAGUUUAUAUCGUAAUAAAAUGCUUUCAAAUAUUAUGUAUAAUCAGAGGCUGACUGAGGUGAAGUGUUUGAGAUCGUUAUCAAAUUCCAGCUCACAACAUGAUGAGAAAUACUGUGUUGAUCUGGUCAGAUUGCGAGAUUAUGAAGGCUUUGUGUGUUCUUUGCUUCUUCCUGAAGCUGCUCGCCGCUCCUCCUUGGCACUGAGGGCUUUUAAUGUGGAACUGGCACAGGUGAAGGACUCUGUGUCUCAGAAGACUAUUGGUUUAAUGCGAAUGCAGUUUUGGAAGACAGCAGUAGAGGACAUUUUUAGAGAUGAUCCACCAGUUCAACCAGUCAGCAUGGAGCUGUGGAGGGCAGUGAGGAAACACACACUCACAAGGAGAUGGCUGUUAAGGAUGGUAGCAGAAAGAGAGAAGGACAUGGACGACAGAGCUUACAGGAAUUUGCAGGAACUGGAGUCUUACUCGGAGAACACUCAGUCCUCUCUUUUCUAUCUCAUGCUGGAGACUCUUGGCGUGAAAAACGUCCAUGCAGAUCAUGCUGCCAGCCAUAUUGGAAAAGCACAAGGAAUAGUGACGUGUCUGCGAGCCAUUCCAUACCACAGCCAGAGACGCAAGGUCUACCUCCCCAUGGACAUCUGCAUGCUGCAUGGAGCAUCACAGGAAGACUUCAUCCGGGGUAGCAGAGAGCAAAAUGUCAGGGAUGUGGGGUAUGAUAUUGCCAGCCAAGCUCAUCUUCAUCUCCAACAUGCUAGAUCUUUCAUUAAAAACGUUCCAGAUGCUGCCAUGCCUGCUUUUCUACAAACAAUUGCUGUUGAGGACUACCUGGAGAGAGUGCGGAAAGUAGAUUUUGAUGUGUUUCAUCCCAGCCUUCUGAGAAAAAACCCACUGCUGCCCAUUCAGCUUUAUCUUCGAUCUUGGAGAAAAACAUACUGAUACUUAAAUAUGGCUAACCUUAUUUAUUAAUCUAUUUGUAAUAUUAAGGUUCCAAACACUAUCUGUAGGUUAGUAAACUAUUGCUGUAAUAGCAGUUGGGAUUUUCACUAAUACAUGUUUUAUUAGUCCAAUAGUCUUUUGCCAACUGCUCCAGGUCUCACAGAUUCAAAGGUUGCCUUCUCCCAACUGCUGUUUUGAGAUUUCCUCACAGAUGUUUGAUAGGAUUGGUCUGGACUCUUUGCUGGCUAUUGGUUGAAUUCUCCAGCACUUUUGUUUGUUUUUUAAUGCAUUUUCUCCCAAUUUUCAUCCCAAUUUAGUGCACUCAGUUUCGUCUUCUGCUGCUGAGCGAAACCAGAUUGCAUCCUAGGAGAGCACGUCACUGUACACGCCUCUUCCGACACGUGUACAGCCCUCCUCUUCUCGCGCCUGCUUUCUGCACAGGCGUCUCUUCCGCCAAUCGGGGCCCUUAUACAGCGUAUGAAGACCCACCCACCCAGCCUGCAGAUACGGUGGCCAAUUAGUAUCUGCUGCAGGCACUGCCAAUUAUGCCCGCCAGCCGACCGGUGGCAACACCGAGUUUCGGACCGAGGAGUUCAGAAACUCUGUGCUGGUGUGCUAGCGGAAUAUCCCGCUGCGCCACCUGGGCGCUCCAGCACUUAGUUUUAAUCCAUUUCUAGGUGUCUUUUGAAUGAUGCUUUGGGUCAUCAUCUAGCUAGAAGACUCAUGAACCCUGACAGAGACCCAGCCUCCAGACAAUGGGCCCUACAGUGUGGUCCAAAAUUCUUUGGUGGUCUUCAAAUGUUAACUUUCUUUGUUACAAAAAACAUACUGAUUCCUGAAUAUGGCUCACCCUAUUUAUUACUCCAUUUGCAAUAUUAAGGUUCCAAACGCUCUCUGUAGGUUAGUAAACCGUUGCUGUAAUAGCAGUUGGGAUUUUCACUAGUUUUACUAAUUCAUUUUUGGCAUUUAGCAGACACUUUUAUCCAAAGCGACUUAUAGUACUGUGACAGUAUAUUGUCUAAGCAAUUGAGGGUUAAGGGCCUUGCUCAAGGGCCCAACAGUGGCAACCUGGAAGUGGUGGGACUUGAGCCAGCGACCUUUGGAUUACUUGUCCAGUACCUUAACCAUUAGGCUACAACUGCCCUAGUUUUCUUACUGUAUGCAGUAUAGACUGUAAAUCAACAUAGGUAAAAAUGAUGACAGUAACAUGCUUCAUUAUUGGACCUGCACAGAAUAGAGGGACUGUAUUAAAAAUGAGGUGCUUGAUAUUCAACAACCUUCAAUUAGGCAGUCAGAGAACACAGGUUAUGAACCUUUAAUAAAUUCUGGAUGAUUUGUAUGUAAA
Messenger RNA from Trichomycterus rosablanca, 2323 nucleotides. RefSeq names its product NADH:ubiquinone oxidoreductase complex assembly factor 6 (gene ndufaf6). NCBI's taxonomy places the organism in Eukaryota, Metazoa, Chordata, Actinopteri, Siluriformes, Trichomycteridae. Gene Ontology annotation, cellular component: mitochondrion. Bases 1 to 978 code for a protein of 325 amino acids. The record is from RefSeq and is a predicted model, not a curated record. The transcript is spliced from 9 exons. Gene Ontology annotation, biological process: biosynthetic process; mitochondrial respiratory chain complex I assembly.